Messenger RNA from Drosophila subpulchrella, 1346 nucleotides. RefSeq names its product WAS/WASL-interacting protein family member 1. The transcript has a single exon. Lineage: Eukaryota; Metazoa; Arthropoda; Insecta; Diptera; Drosophilidae. The record is from RefSeq and is a predicted model, not a curated record. Bases 46 to 1182 code for a protein of 378 amino acids.
CCCCCACAGUUAGAAUCCGCCUCUCGCGUUGAUCACUGCUCGAUCAUGCCGCGAUCUUCACCAGCUUGGAUUACCGUCCAAGCCUGUCUCGCUUGGCUCUUCACAUUCAUCUCGAUCCGCUCGUGCCUCGGCCAGUUUGCAGUAUCCUCACCCGAAGGAGCAGUUGCCUCUGCCGGCGGUGUAAUCGUGAGGGCCCAGCUGACCGGAAUCGGAGUAAUCAAUGGAGUCCUCAAUGCCAUGCAAAACAGCAACCGCUUUGGCCAACAGCAGCAAUUUGAAAGACUGCAGCAAGGAAGGCCUGGAAUGGGUCACAACCGGAGGGGAGGGGGUAUGCCAAUGCCAGGAUUUGGACCACCUAAUCGACAGCAAGCGCCUCCUGGGUGGCCUCCAGGCUGGCAGUGGGGACCUAGCGGCAAUCAGAAUCAACAAGGCUGGGAUCAAUCGGGCUUCGGACCAGGUUGGAAUGGAGGAGGAGGUGGACCACGACCAGGAUGGAACGGAGGCGGAGGUGGGUCAGGACCUGGAUGGAACGGAGGAGGACCAGGAUGGAACCGAGGAGGUGGCAGAGGACCUCCCCCAAGGCCUGGUUGGAACGGCGGAGGACCACCACCAAGGUCUAGUUGGAAUGGCGAAGGUGGACCACCCCCACCAGGGCCUGACUGGAAUGGCGGAGAUGGACCACCACCACCACCGCCACCUAGACCGGACUGGGAAGGCAGACCAGGAUGGAAUGGAGGACCUCCGCCAGAAUGGAACAACAAUCAACGCUUUCCCGAUCAGCCGGAUUCCAACGAUCCCAACGAUGAAAAAGAUGGGGCUAACACCACUCCCACACCUCCAAUCCUACCCACUACCCCAACACCAAUUACACCCACUGCCCAAACAACGACAGCCAGGCCAGCGGAAACUCAUCCCACUUACCAGCCACGUCCACCCACGCAGCCAACCAAGGACACCCUGAUCAUAGGCACCAAUCGACCGCCGCUGUUGCCGCCCCAGAAUCCGGACCCACCAUCGCCCCUAUAUCCAACUUGGCCCGUACCUCAGCCGUCGCCGUCGCCAAAUCACUCAAUUAAGGCCUCUGAAGAGCGUGCCAUCUUAUUUCCCAGUUCCAGUAAAUAUAUCCGUUCCCCCAGUCAGGAGGAAGUUCCUUCGGCGCCCAUCGAUGUGAGACGAAGAUGAUACUCGGCGAGGGACUUCCCCGACUACCACUUGUUGUAUAUAUUCAUAGAACAUUCUGUAAUUGCCGCAUUCAAGAUCGCUUUUGGUAAGCACUCCAAAACCGGUUCUCAAAGCUCGUUGUUGAAAAUCACGAAACUUUAAUAAAUAAAUUUAAACAAACAACA